AUGAUAGCUUGGUUCCUUUCUACUUUCUUCCCUGUCUCCCCCUUGCAAACUCGCCUUCUCUACCCGGAAGUUGAAAUGUGUGAGCACUGGACUUUGAUUUGUUCCAUUUCACCAUAUGCCACGGCUUCAAGCCACCAUGCCUACACCGACAGUCAGCUGGUCACAGCCGCCACUGGCAAGCGCAAGCUUCCUGGCAGCUAUCUAACCAACAAUGCGCUCGAAGCUUUUCCGGCACCUUUGAUUCUGCCUGGUGAUGACAUCGACUGCGAUCCGAAAUAUCCACCACAAAGCUUUCGAUCAUGGCUGAACCUCGGGGUGCGCAACCACGUGACAUCACGCAGAAAUGUAAUCUAUUUGGCUGCAGCACCAGAUAUCGACGUGGAUGUGGCUUUCAUGCGAGACUGGCAGCAUCCGAGACUUGGGAGAAACACGAGAAGGAAUGCCAAUCCAAUGGGAGCGGACGGCGUGGAUGUCAACGUGAUUGCUGCCUACCUUCGCACUUUCUACCAUGGCUUAGAGGUCAAGGUCCUUCCUCAGAGGCUGUAUUUUACUUCCUGGGAAGACGAGUCGUCUGCCAGACGCGGAUGCAGCACCCAAAAUCAAAAGUGCCAACAGGUGGGUCUCUCAACUGGUGGUGAAAUCGUUCGCAUUCGUGUGCGAUCAACACCUCCUGCAGAUACUGUCUCCCCACCGCAACUCUUCGCCUACCCAUACCAGCUGAAUCUGAACGAUCUUACCGAUGUAGCCAUGGAUAUCCUGCCGUCCGAUGCAUAUGCGCUGCUCCUGAUGACCGCACAUGACAUCUAUGAAUCCGACGAUGAUGAUUUCUGCUGUGGACGAGCAUGGGGCGCCAGCCGAGUUGCUAUUGUUUCGAGUGCAAGAUAUCACACAAUCAUGGACGAUUUGCAUGACGUUGAUGGCGAACAUGUAUGGCCCGCGAGUCAUUGCAAGGCGUUCGUCGAUGAGAUUAGUGCUCAGGGUCAAGCGGGAAUCUCUGGCAAAAGCGGCCGGAAGGCGAUGAAAGGAUCUAAGGCAGCAAAUGAACCGACCCUCAGUCUCGCAUCCACGCCUUUGCAAAAAGCGUUGAACGCGCACCUGCACGCUUUUUCAACAGGCAUAACACCCGAUGCCAACGCAGCUUCGACCCUUCUUUUUCGACUUUGUCGUACGACGUCUCACGAGCUGGGCCACUGCUUUGGACUUGAUCAUUGCAUGUACAAGGCAUGCGUCAUGCAGGGUAGCGGCUCGGUGGCGGAAGAUAUGCGGCAGCCGCCAUAUCUGUGUCCGGUGUGUGACAGGAAGAUUGCAUGGGCUAUCCUGCAAGGCAACUCCGCUCGGAAAGAGCAAAGUAGCACGACGAUGGACAGUCUUCCGAAUCAAGAAGGGAGAAGGCGUGCCAGAGACGAAUUUGAAGACUGUGAAGGCAAGAUAUCUGGCUGGAAAAGAGGUAGGUCCCUGGCAAUGAAGGAAUUCUGUGAGCGACAAAGAGGAAGCUUCACCGCGUUAGCAGCGUGGUGCGAUGCGAUGCUGGACAUUGGAGCGGAGGAGUCGUAG
Exophiala xenobiotica is the source of this 1554-nucleotide messenger RNA. RefSeq lists its product as uncharacterized. The coding region runs from base 1 to 1554 and encodes 517 amino acids. The transcript is spliced from 2 exons. Gene Ontology annotation, biological process: proteolysis. Gene Ontology annotation, molecular function: metallopeptidase activity. Lineage: Eukaryota; Fungi; Ascomycota; Eurotiomycetes; Chaetothyriales; Herpotrichiellaceae. The record is from RefSeq and is a predicted model, not a curated record.